UGUGACCGUACUGAAUAUAAUAGGUUUGUUUAGUACUAUAUCAGCCUAUUAGAGGUUUGAAGUCAUGUUGAAGUUACUGGGAGAGUUGAAAGGCUACCUGAAGAGGCAGGAGGUGGAGACGGACAACGUGGUGUUUCGACUUCACCACACCUUCACCACGGUCCUGCUGCUGGGGUGUUCCCUGGUGAUCACAGCCAACCAGUUCGUGGGCAGCCCCAUACAGUGUCUCGUGGAUAACGCUCUGAAGAAGUGGAACCGCGCGAUCAACACCUACUGUUGGAUCACCUCCACCUUCACCAUGCCGGACGACUUCAAUCGUCGAGUCGGCGUGGAGGUCGCCCACCCGGGGGUCGCUAACGACUUCGGGGACGAAGGCGCCAAGAAGUAUUACACCUACUACCAGUGGGUCUGCUUCGCCCUGUUCUUCCAGGCCGUCAUGUGCUACACCCCGAAGUACAUCUGGGACAUCCUAGAAGGAGGACUCAUGAAGUCUGCCACCGCAGGCCUGAAGAUCGCCAUACUCCAUAACGAAGAAUUGGCCAAAAAGAAGAAAGCAUUAAUCGACUAUUUAUUGAAGCAUUACAAGAAUAUGUUGAAGUUAUUAGGAGGAUUAAAGGACUACCUGAAGUGGCAGGAUAUCACGACAGACACCGCGGUGUUUCGUCUGCAUAACACAUUCACGACGGUACUGUUGUUGGGAUGUUCCCUGGUGAUCACCGCUACCCAGUUCGUGGGCACCCCUAUCCAAUGUAUUGUCAACGGCCUGCCGACCCAUCCCAUCAAUACAUACUGUUGGAUCACCUCCACCUUUACCAUGCCUGACGCCUUCAAGCGACAAGUCGGGGUUGAGGUCGCUCAUCCAGGAGUUGCUAACGACUUUGGAGACGAUGACGCCAAGAAAUACUACACCUAUUACCAAUGGGUCUGUUUUGUCCUGUUCUUUCAAGCCAUUCUGUGCUACACUCCGAAAUACCUGUGGGAUGCCUGGGAAGGAGGACUGCUCAGAUCUAUCAUCAUGGGCCUCAACAUCGGGAUGUGCCAUGAAGAGGAAAAGUGCAAAAAGAAGAAAGCACUCAUUGACUAUCUCCUGAGACAUGUCAAGAGACACAACAUGUACGCGAUCCGCUACUGGUUCUGCGAGGUACUGUGCCUGGUCAACAUCGUGGUGCAGCUCUACUUCAUGAACAAGUUCUUUGACGGCGAAUUUCUGAGCUACGGCUGGAGAGUGAUGUCCUUCUCCGAGCAGGUGCAGGAGGACCGGAUGGACCCCAUGGUCUACAUCUUCCCGCGGGUGACCAAGUGCACCUUCCACAAGUACGGAGCCUCCGGUACCAUCCAGAAGCACGACAGUCUGUGCAUCCUGCCGCUCAACAUCGUCAACGAGAAGACCUACAUCUUCAUCUGGUUCUGGUUCAUCCUACUGCUGACCAUGUUGUCGAUCCUCGUGAUCUGGCGCGCACUGAUCAUAUGCUGCCCUUCCGUGCGACCCAGGCUGCUGCGCGCGCGGAACCGCCUCAUCCCCAUCGAGGUGGCGGAGGCCAUCGUGCGCAAGACGGACGUCGGCGACUGGUGGAUCCUCUACAUGCUGGGGGGCAAUAUGGACGCCAUCAUCUACCGCGAGAUGAUCACCGAACUCGCCAAGAAGAUCGAGACGGCCGCCAGCAACAGUCAAUGAUACCGGCGACCCCUUGACUCUGGGGGGUCCGCCUAUUCCAUCCCCCUAGAUCCCUAGGGCACCUGUAUCGUAUUGUAAAUUUGUAUAGCCCAUGUUUAUUGUUUUAGCGACUCAUUACAGUCCCGGUGUCCAGGCCGUCCCACGGAUGUUUUAUGUUGUAACGAAAACCUCUGUACGCUGCUCUGAAGUACAGUGGUCCGUUUGAAAAUGUAUUGUAAAUUUUUUUAAAGACAUUUUUUAUUAAAAUCUCACAACAUUUCCACGAAUAAUAAUUAAGACUGAGAUAUGUUAUUUGUAAGAGAACUUUACUACUAAUGGCUUAUUUGAAAGGUAUCAUAAGACAACAUUUGAUGUGUUGAAUUAAUGAAGUAUUGUGUAUUUUAUGUACAAACGAUGAGUUUUUUACACAGCCUCCCCAUAUCUCUUAAAGCCUGUUUAACGUUUUUCAAGGUUUCAACUUUAUAAGUACAAUCAUGAUUUUGUUUGUAUGUAUUUUAUACUAAAAGUAACUGUAUAUUGUAGAGUUUCAGGUUUCAUACAGUGAUAUAGCCAAUUAUAUUUGAAAUGGUUGUAUACUUUCCAAAAUAUUAUUAAUUUUACAUAUUGCUGAUUUCCACUCUGCUCUCUUUAUUACGGGACAUGCUUAGUGUGAAUGAGUCCUAUAUUGUUGUUUUUAUAUAAAAAUAAUUAUGUAUCAGAUUGAAUGGUUAAGUGUACACAUUUUUCAAAGUAUUGAAUACACAAAUUGUAGACGUACAUACAGAACAUACAUUUACUUGCCUAAGACUGCCGGCGAAGUGCCUUCAAACACUGCGGUGUUUCUUCCUGACUGUGAUUAUUUAUUUUUGUAAGCUGCAUAAGUAGUUGAUGGCCUAAUUUGUGGACCGUGAGUUGGGGGUGUGUUCUCUCUACCCCAACAGACUGUGUUUAUUUGUACGUAGCUUGUAUAUACAUGAAUCAUGUGCUGUUGACUUAGUUCAUAUUUCGCACUCUGUGUUUGCCCUGUAUGUCGUGUAGUUGAACAUGCAUUCUACAAGCUCAAUCAUAUAUUUAUUAUAUUAUUUAUUAAGAUUUCAGAAAUAUUGGUAUCUCUAUUGUUGGGUAAGUCCGCCGAUGUACUUUUUAAGAUGGUAUAUACAUUACUCUGCAGUCUUCCAACCAUGUUCCCUGGAACAUUUUGGAUCUGGCGGUGUGAUUUCAUUGUGUACAGUUUCAGUUUCCUAGUUACCGUCCUUUAUUUGGUCAGUUUGCACAAAUAAUCUGAAGGAAUCAUUAUUCAGAAUGUGUUCACAGCGGUUUUAUUUUUCUUUUCGAUUGUAUUGUGACUGGUGACAAAACGACUGGAUGCUACCGAUUUCAUCAAUAAGAGUGUGAAUGGAUGUACGAGUAGCAGUACUAUUCCACCGCACCGACCAGAUCAAAUUUAGGCUGUGGGUCCAAAUAACUUCCAUACAUUCUAGAUGUAAAGACACAUUUUGAUACUAAGGUUUAUUGUAGGAAUGUAGAGAGAUUAUAUUGCUGAUAUAUUACCUUGCCAUACAGGCAAGGCUUGUUCCGUAUUACAAGAAUGUUCCAUAUUACCUAGAUAAUUAUAAGGUACUAUCUGUUCUGCAUGCUGAAUAUGCUAUAAUAUAAAUACAUAACUAAUUGGUUCAAGUA
This is a messenger RNA of Homalodisca vitripennis (glassy-winged sharpshooter), 3334 nucleotides long. RefSeq names its product innexin inx1 (gene ogre). NCBI's taxonomy places the organism in Eukaryota, Metazoa, Arthropoda, Insecta, Hemiptera, Cicadellidae. The transcript is spliced from 3 exons. Gene Ontology annotation, cellular component: gap junction; plasma membrane. The record is from RefSeq and is a predicted model, not a curated record. Bases 65 to 1675 code for a protein of 536 amino acids. Gene Ontology annotation, molecular function: gap junction channel activity.